AUGGCGCAAAAAAGACAUUCAUUGCCAGACAGGGGAAGUUAUUCCGUAAGGCAAAUUGUCCGCCCACCUUUCCGAAACAGAGAAGAUUUUUGUAAUGUAGCUGUCAGAUUAUGGACCUUUCAAAUAAUACCCUGUUCGGUCCCUCUGCCUGUCACGCGCCUUGCACGCGCUAGGUUCUACUAUUCUGGUGAAGAGUGGGCUCGUUGGGAUGACCCUGCUGUGCGACAUCGCAAUUUCUACCCACAUUGUCCUUUGGUGAGAGGGACUGACACAGGUAAUGUUCUAAUUCUUUCCACAGGUGAUCCUCUUUCUAAUUUCAGCAUACUCGCUAUUGUUCAUUUUGAAAAUGCAAGGUCUACACCACUUGACCUUGGUGGCAAUGCGCUCUCACUACUGGCAAGUCAACAAGCACUAAGUAAUGCACUAAGUUAUAGUGUGCAACCCAAGGGCUUGGCAACAGCUGUACCGGGCAAGGAGAGCCGGGUACUGGGUGCCUUCUUUGAGGGGGUCUUAAGGAAUCGGGAAUCAAUUGCCAAAACUGGAGCUGAGAGAUACGCCUUUGGAAACACAAUAAUCCCGACCUGUUGUAUCUGCCCGCCAUUUCGUAUUUUUAAAGAACUUGCCAGGGCUCGGUUCUUUAACGACGUUGCCAAAACUGGAGGCACACAAGGGAUACUACCAGUGGGACCCAGACACGAGAGAUACGAUUGUGUAAACACUAGAUUCUCGGCCUUUGCUAAAUGGCCGACACCUCGUGGUUUACGUCCUGAAGGGUUCACCAGGGCCUGGUUAUUUAACGAAGUUGCCAAAACUGGAGGCACACAAGGGAUACUACCAGUGGGACCCAGACACGAGAGAUACGAUUGUGUAAACACUAGAUUCUCGGCCUUUGCUAACUGGCCGACACCUCGUGGUUUAC
Messenger RNA from Lingula anatina, 919 nucleotides. RefSeq lists its product as uncharacterized. The record is from RefSeq and is a predicted model, not a curated record. NCBI's taxonomy places the organism in Eukaryota, Metazoa, Brachiopoda, Lingulata, Lingulida, Lingulidae.